CAUUAUCAACAUCGCAACUUUCUUCAUGGCUCGAAACUAAGAUAUUCAUGGGCUGCAGUCAGAUAUUCAGAGAAAAAUUGAAUUUCGUGCAGAGACCGGCUCCCCUAACAUGCUGCCGGCAAACAUACUGACGAUCUUUCAAGAAUUGCAGCUGGGACAGUGGAGCUGCCUCUCAGCCGGCGAGCAUCUAUUUGGGGAGCAACAGGCGAACUUGAUAGAGACUGAAAGCUAAGAACACUCUCCAUGGCACGUAUUUACUCGAAAUAUGGGCAAAGUUGUUUGCCGACGCAGCAGCUACAUAGAAGCGGUCGCUUAUCUGAAGCAAUGUCGCAAGUCGCAGCUACUUUGUAGACGUUAGACUGUCGCUGAAAAUCGCUAGCCUCCAGACAGAAUAGUCCCCGUGAUAGUCCGUUUUUGGCAGGCUCCUUGUGACUUUUCCCAAUUUCUUCAAUACCGUUCUCGAAGUCGAAAACCCACGGACGUAGGUUGGACUCUAGGUCGCCCUAAAGUUUUCACGUCUGUCGGUGAUUUAUCUGUGAGUAUAAACACGCACUUUGUAUCGGUUCGUCUUUUUUCCGGUUUACAUUAAGUUGAACUGUUUGUAAUUGGCUGCCGGGAGUACGGUCGAUGCGGGGGUGUGAUGAGGCGCUUUGCUGAAUGAAAGUCUAAUAUCCUGGGAGGUUAUCGUUCUUGUGUUCAGCCACCGUAGAAAUCCAUUAUGGCACGCGGCAUAUUGUCGUAUGGUCUAUACAAUAGGCUUGCUUAUACUCAAGUACCAUGUAGAAAAUUCCAGCUAAGGCUAUUCUCCAGCCCUGCGAAAUCCGAUGACAAGGCGAAAGUAGCUGGUAUUCCAUAUAAGAAUUUAACUAUAGGUGUUCCAAAGGAAAAAUGGACAAACGAAAGGAGGGUCUCACUUACCCCAGCUGUCACUCAAGUCCUUGCGAAAAAAGGGUUCACAGUAAACGUCGAAAGCGGAGCUGGUCUGGAGGCAAAAUUUCGUGAUCAAGAUUAUGCUAGUGCUGGUGGAAAUAUCACUAAUGCGAACGAUGUAUAUAAAUCAGAUAUAUUGCUCAAAGUCCGGCAGCCAACUGACGCCGAAAUACCUCUGUUGAGAGAGGGACAAACGCUCAUAUCUUUCUUGUAUCCAGCACAAAAUCCAGACUUAGUUAAUAAACUUAAGGAGAAAAAGAUCAAUGCAUUUGCAAUGGAUUGCAUCCCUCGAAUAUCUAGAGCACAAGUUUUUGACGCUCUUAGCUCAAUGGCGAAUAUAGCAGGAUACAGAGCGGUCAUUGAAGCAGCCAACUACUUUCCAAAGUUCUUCACUGGUCAAAUCACGGCGGCUGGAAAGGUUCCGCCAGCCAAAAUCUUGGUGAUAGGUGGCGGUGUUGCUGGUCUCGCAGCCAUCGGUCAAGCAAGAGGCAUGGGCGCAAUUGUAAGAGCGUUCGAUACCCGUGCUGCGGUAAAAGAACAAGUAGAAAGCAUGGGCGCUGAGUUCCUCACUAUUGACAUCAAGGAAGAUGGCAGUACAGUUGGUGGUUACAGCAAAGAGAUGAGUCAGGAAUUUAUUAAAGCAGAAAGAGAAUUGUUCGGGCAGCAAUGUAAAGAUGUAGAUAUCAUUAUAACAACCGCAUUGAUUCCCGGAAAGAAAGCACCUCUCUUGAUACUUGGCGAUCAGAUCAAAACCAUGAAACCAGGAAGUGUUGUCGUUGAUUUGGCCGCUGAAGCAGGAGGCAAUAUUGAGACUACUGUGCCUGGAAAGGUACAAGUUGUACAUGACGUUGUCCAUAUUGGUCUAACAGAUUUACCAAGUCGACUGCCAACACAAAGUUCAACUUUAUACGCUAAUAAUAUUUCCAAGUUCCUAAUGUCCAUCGGAGAAAAAGAUCACUUCAAUAUUCGUCUGGAGGAUGAAGUCGUUCGCGGUAGCAUUAUAGUAAAGGAAGGAGAACUUUUGUGGCCACCACCACCAAUUGCAGUUUCAGCCCAACCACCGCCAGCAAAAACUCCGAAAGUAGCAGAUGUUGCAAAAGCUGUUGCCGAACCACCCAAUCCGUUCAAUGUGACGCUUAAGAGUAGCUUAAUGUAUACAGGCGGUCUGUCGUCACUGUUGGGAUUGGGUGUAGUAUCUCCUAAUCCAGAGUUCACAUCAAUGUUGAUAACAUUCAGUCUUGCUGGAAUAGUCGGUUACCACACUGUUUGGGGAGUAACACCUGCAUUGCAUUCACCUUUGAUGUCUGUAACUAAUGCUAUUUCUGGUAUUACUGCAGUCGGAGGAAUGGUUCUUAUGGGGGGAAAUAUAUUCCCCACCAAUCCAGUUGAGACAUUGGCAGCAACUGCAGCUUUAAUUUCAUUUGUAAAUAUAUUUGGUGGUUUCCUAGUGACGAAGCGAAUGUUGGAUAUGUUCAAGCGACCAGAAGAUCCACCAGAAUACAAUAUGCUAUACGGCAUUCCUGCAGCAACAUUCCUCGGUGCUUAUGGUUACGCAGCUCUUCAGAACCUUCCUGAAAUUCAUCAAAUGGCAUACUUAGCUGCAAGUUUGUGCUGUGUUGGUGCUUUAGCUGGACUUUCGUCGCAAAAAACAGCAAGACUGGGAAACUCCCUUGGCAUUAUUGGUGUGACAGGAGGAAUAGCAGCUACUUUAGGACAAAUGUCCCCAAGUACCGAUGUAUUGAUGCAAAUGGGAGGAGUAGCGAUGCUUGGUGGCGGUCUUGGAGCUUUGAUUGCCAAGAAAAUACAGAUAACAGAUUUACCCCAACUUGUCGCCGGUUUUCACAGUUUGGUCGGCUUAGCAGCUGUAUUGACCUGCGUGGCAACAUAUAUUCAUGAUUUCCCCAGCUUGGCUACAGAUCCAGCUGCCAAUAUUUUGAAAACAGCUCUGUUUUUGGGUACAUAUAUUGGUGGCGUCACCUUCAGUGGCUCACUUGUCGCUUACGGAAAAUUACAAGGACUUCUUAAUUCCUCGCCCUUGUUGCUGCCAGGAAGGCACGUAAUAAAUAGUGGACUUUUGGCCGGAAAUAUUUUGGCAAUGGCUUUGUUCUAUGGAGCACCAACAUUGGAAGGUGGUUUAUCUUUGCUUGGUGCUACCUCGGCCAUGUCGAUGGCAAUGGGUGUGACAUUAACGGCAGCUAUUGGUGGAGCAGAUAUGCCAGUCGUUAUCACAGUUUUGAAUUCAUACUCAGGCUGGGCACUCUGUGCAGAAGGUUUCAUGUUGAACAAUAAUUUAAUGACCAUUGUUGGUGCUUUGAUUGGUUCCUCUGGUGCUAUCCUUUCGUACAUCAUGUGCAAAGCAAUGAAUCGGUCUCUCCCGAAUGUUAUAUUAGGUGGAUACGGAACAACUUCAACUCAAGGUGGCAAACCUAAAGAAAUCGUUGGAACUCAUACAGAAAUCAAUGUGGACAAUUGCGUUGAACUGAUUAAAGAUGCCAAAAACAUCAUUAUCACACCUGGAUAUGGCCUCUGUGUUGCUAAAGCUCAAUAUCCGAUUGCGGAAAUGGUUAGCAUAUUGAAAUCGAAAGGCAAGAAAGUACGUUUUGGAAUUCAUCCAGUUGCCGGACGUAUGCCUGGUCAAUUGAAUGUGUUGCUCGCUGAAGCUGGUGUUCCAUACGAUGACGUGUUGGAAAUGGAAGAAAUUAAUGACGAUUUUAGUGAAACCGAUUUGGUGCUUGUAAUUGGUGCAAACGAUACAGUCAAUAGCGCUGCCGAAGAAGAUCCCAACUCAAUUAUUGCUGGUAUGCCGGUGCUUAGAGUAUGGAAAGCCGAUCAGGUCAUCGUCAUGAAACGCUCCCUCGGAGUUGGUUAUGCUGCCGUCGACAACCCAAUAUUCUACAAUCCAAACACUAGCAUGUUAUUGGGAGACGCAAAGAAAACAUGUGAUGCUCUUUUGACUAAAAUCAAAGAAAGCUAUGUGUAAAAAUCUGUAAAUGUUUUUUUUAUUUUGUAAAUCGUGAAAAUAUAAUGUUUGUGAAACUA
Molecule: messenger RNA, 3969 nt
Organism: Hermetia illucens (black soldier fly)
Lineage: Eukaryota; Metazoa; Arthropoda; Insecta; Diptera; Stratiomyidae
Product: NAD(P) transhydrogenase, mitochondrial-like
Exons: 13
Coding region: 719-3910 (1063 amino acids)
Biological process (GO): NADPH regeneration; proton transmembrane transport
Cellular component (GO): mitochondrial inner membrane
Molecular function (GO): NAD binding; NADP binding
Source: RefSeq, a predicted model, not a curated record